UGACAGGUAAAAUGGACAUCAAAGUAUCCGUUGGUUAUGUUUUUUGUGUUUUACAUUUUAGUAUUUACGAUUUUUCAAGUUUCCCACAUAAAUAGCUUUUCAGUUAAAAGAGAAAUUAACCAGAAUGAGAAAAGUCUGACAGGAAAUGAAAAAUCUUUCAAUGUGGGGGGUGUUGGACUUAACAAUGGAUCUAACUCUUCUCAUCAACUUUUUCAUAUAUUACACAAUCUUACCCAAACAAAAAGUCCAAAUUUAAAAUAUCACGUAUUUGACAAAAUGCUGUCGGAUGAAUUACUGUCUAUCAAACAACACAUUUACGAGAAAGAUGGACGCUACCUAUCAGAUCGCACUGUCUCCAAAAGUAACGUACCCACUCCAACUUUAGAAAUUAAACAAAAAUGGCCGGUUAUAGAAUUUUUGUCCAACAUGAAUAAAAUUAAAGAAACUGAUCAGUAUGUGAAGCAGAGAAACAAUGUGGAUAAUCAGCUUAAACCAGACUAUACUGAAACAAAGGAGCGCAGUACUAUUGCAAUAUCGACGUAUAUAGAGAAGAAAAAUCUAUCGAAUGCAGAACAAAUCAAGGAAAACGACGUUAGGCAGAAACUUUUUGUACAGAAAAUUAAAGGAAGAAAAUCUUUACCAAAAGUGAUUGGUCUUAGAAGUCUGUAUCAAAACACAGAUGAACACCAGUUGACAAAUAACAGACGAUGUUCUUGUGACAGUAAAAACUCUGCAACAUGUGAACCUCAGCACGCUGGUUCUUCUACGCAUAAGUGUACUCGUUGUACUCAUGGAGUGGAAUCGUCAUGUGACUCCGCUUGUUCUCAGACAACAACACCAUGCCCCUUAACGACAUGCAGUCAUACGUCAGCAUGCGCGACCAUGCCUUCUAGUACUCUAGGCGACAGCUGCGGUAAAUGCACCAGACUUCCUUGCACUUCGACAGGAUGCUCUACGCGAGUGUCAUAUACCGCGUUCCCAUUCUACAUGCCUUUUCAAUAUCCUAUGCAGACUGCCAAUCCUGUUGCCUAUUAUUUUACAACUCAAUUAGAAGAUUAUGGGUUCACAAGGGAACCGAAACAUCGUUCUACAAAACGCCGUAAAGUUGACUAUUACUACUACGAUGACAAUAGUAAGGAAGACGAUUAUUUAGAAUAUAGUAUUAAGAAAGACACUAGACCUCCUAUAAAAGGAAGCUGUCGAGACAUUGUUUUAAAAGUGGACUAUACCGACAAAGUACAACAUAGACCUAAUGAAUUAUGUGACGGCGUAUAUGAUGUCAAUAAAAAUAAAUUCCUUAAUGAAAUUGUACAAGAUCUAAAAAUGUAUUAUCCGGAAGCUGUUGUAAAAGAUUGUUAUUGUAAGUCUUCAUCAGUUCAGUCCAUACCUUCUUUCUAUUUAAUUAUAAUUGUUUUCUUUUUUACAUUUUCCUUUUUUUAAAUAUACCAAUUUUGUGAAAAUAAAAGCAUG
Messenger RNA from Hyposmocoma kahamanoa, 1470 nucleotides. RefSeq lists its product as uncharacterized. The coding region runs from base 37 to 1440 and encodes 467 amino acids. The transcript has 2 exons. Lineage: Eukaryota; Metazoa; Arthropoda; Insecta; Lepidoptera; Cosmopterigidae. The record is from RefSeq and is a predicted model, not a curated record.